This is a messenger RNA of Raphanus sativus (radish), 933 nucleotides long. Its product is annotated as oleosin Bn-V. The transcript is spliced from 2 exons. NCBI's taxonomy places the organism in Eukaryota, Viridiplantae, Streptophyta, Magnoliopsida, Brassicales, Brassicaceae. The record is from RefSeq and is a predicted model, not a curated record. The coding region runs from base 68 to 658 and encodes 196 amino acids. Gene Ontology annotation, biological process: sexual reproduction; lipid storage. Gene Ontology annotation, cellular component: extracellular region; monolayer-surrounded lipid storage body; membrane.
ACUGAUCAUAUCUAUCGUACACAUAUUCAAACAUAUCUUCUUUUUUUUUCUAGCCAACAACAGCAAAAUGACGGAUACAGCUAGAACCCAUCACGAUAUCACCACUCGAGACCAGUAUCCGAUGAUUGGCCGUGACCGAGACCAGUAUGGGAUGAUUGGCCGAGACCGAGACCAGUAUGGGAUGAUUGGCCGGGACCAGUACAAUAUGUCCGGCCAAAACUACUCCAAGUCUAGGCAGAUUGCUAAAGCUGCCACUGCAGUCACCGCUGGUGGAUCUCUCCUUGUACUCUCCAGUCUCACCCUUGUGGGAACGGUCAUUGCAUUGAUUGUUGCCACUCCACUGCUUGUUAUCUUUAGCCCGAUCCUUGUCCCCGCUCUCAUCACUGUAGCACUGCUCAUCACCGGUUUUCUCUCCUCUGGUGGGUUUGGCAUUGCAGCUAUAACUGUCUUCUCUUGGAUCUACAAGUAUGCAACGGGAGAGCACCCACAAGGGUCAGAUAAGUUGGACAGUGCAAGGAUGAAGCUGGGAAGCAAGGCUCAGGAUAUGAAGGACAGAGCUCACUACUAUGGACAACAACAUACAGGUGGGGAACACGACCGUGACCGUGACCAACGCACCGACCGUGACCGCACACGUGGAACCCAACACACUACUUAAAGUACGCCACGAUUAUAUCAUUAUAGUCACGCAGCUCCGAUGUGGGAGUCCAGUUUAUGAGAAAUAAGGUGUUUAGCAUUUGUUCAGGGUGGAUAAUAAAAAGGGGAAGCCUAUCUCACAUAGUUUUUUUUUCCUUUGUCAUAAAUAAUGUGCAAGUGUGUUGUUCUCUUGUCAUAUGGUACCAUGUUUUGUUGUGUUCUCACCUUAUGUUGUACGUUUUUUGCCUUGUUUGUAUGUAGUAACGUCUAUAUAGAAAAUGUCUUGUUUCGUGAGAA